GGCAUCAAAGAUGUAUUUUUUCAGCUGAAUCUAAGAUCAGAUAUUGAAAUUUUUGUUUAUAAAUUAUCGAUUGAUUGAUCAAUGAAUUAUGAUGUUUGGCACUUCAUUUAUAACCAGAAGAGGUUCAUUAUUUCAUUUGAUAAUUUCAUCAUCCAAUAAUUCGUCGCAAAUCCAUACAUCCGUUCGAUUUCGAAGGAAUUUUUUCAAUUAUGAACAAUUUACAAAAGAUGAACGAAAAAUACCACCAAAAUUAGUAGGAAAAUUUUCCGAAACAUAUAAACGACGACCGCUUUUCUGGAUGAUUCGUGGAACUGAUGCACUCAAAGAACACAAUCAAAUAUGUCUGACAAUUGCUGGUGUUUCAUUUCUGUUUAUUUCAUCAAUAACUGCAUGGGCUUAUUGGCGUCAUAUGAAUAAUAAACGAAUACCUGGUCAAUUUAUCUAUAGUUCAAUGAAUCGAAAAGAUACACCUGAACGAGAAGAAAUGUUUGACUUUCAAAAACAACUUUAUGAUAUGGAACUAAUGGCAAAUUUUAAAAUGGAUCAUUUCAAAGAUUUUGGUGAACUUAAACGCCAAGGUCCUCAAAUCAAUGCCAAUUUUGAUGAUAUUUAUCAUCAAGGCCAGGCACUUCGUCGUGACGAAUCGGGUCGUGAUGUAACGAAAAUUGUCGAAUCGAAAAGCCUAAAAGAAUUUGAUCAAGCAUUACGUGAGGAUUGAAAAAAUGAUGUAGUCAAAAAUGUUAUUUAGUGAACUUUGUUUUUUUUCUGUGAAAAAAUCUUGAUUAAAGUUUAUCAAUUUGUUUCUAAAAAUU
Molecule: messenger RNA, 812 nt
Organism: Dermatophagoides farinae (American house dust mite)
Lineage: Eukaryota; Metazoa; Arthropoda; Arachnida; Sarcoptiformes; Pyroglyphidae
Source: RefSeq, a predicted model, not a curated record